Tricharina praecox is the source of this 726-nucleotide messenger RNA. RefSeq lists its product as uncharacterized. Lineage: Eukaryota; Fungi; Ascomycota; Pezizomycetes; Pezizales; Pyronemataceae. The record is from RefSeq and is a predicted model, not a curated record. The transcript is spliced from 2 exons. Gene Ontology annotation, biological process: positive regulation of DNA-templated transcription, elongation; regulation of transcription by RNA polymerase II. The coding region runs from base 1 to 726 and encodes 241 amino acids. Gene Ontology annotation, molecular function: cyclin-dependent protein serine/threonine kinase activator activity. Gene Ontology annotation, cellular component: nucleus; cyclin/CDK positive transcription elongation factor complex.
AUGACGCUGAUCGCCGACUCCCUCCGUCUGCGCAGCGAGACGCUCUGCAUGGCGUUUAUCUACACGAACAAAUACCACCACUUCCACGCCUCCUCCGCGCUCCCGUCCCCCGCCGACCCACUGGACCCGCACACCCUCGCACUAGCCUCCCUCUCCCUCGCCACAAAAAGCACCGAGUCCCCGCGGCGCCUUCGCGAGUUCCUUCUGCCAGCAUACGCGCUCCUGCAGCCGACCGCAGCGCCGCUGACGUUCCCGUCGACGCUGUACGAUGCGCUGCGCGCCACCCUCGUCACCGCGGAGCUGAUCCUGCUGCGCGUCCUGCGCUUCGAUAUCCGCCUGCCCCAGCCGCUGGACUACGUCCCGCGCUUCCUGUCGAAGGCGCUGGCCCUGCCGGGGACAGAGCACCUUGAGGGGCUGGCCGAGGACGAGCGAGAGGAGGUCAGCGUCGUGGAGGCGUCAGAGACCGCCCUGGGUAGGGAGGUUCGCGCUGUGGUCUUAAUGGCGGUUAGGGAUUAUAGGCUCGUGAAUCUUUUCACGGCCCGCACCGUCGCCGCAGCCUGCUUUUUUGUCGCGGCGGAGAGGAUGGGUGUUGUCCUUGUGGGCGUCGACGAAACGGGGAGGGAGGAGUGGGUGAAGCGGUUGACGAGUGGGAGGGUCGAAUUUGAGGAUUUUGAGGACGCGGUGGAGGAGGUGGGGAAGGUACUGGGGCAGCCGCGGGAGGAAUGA